AUGGCCCUUUGUCCACCUUCACGGAUGCAUGCCCUGCAAGCAGAACAGUGCCUGGCACAGAGUAGGUCCUCAGAUGUAGAAAUGGAAGGCUUGCCCACGAUUGCCGAGUCCUCUUGGAUGGCACAACUCACCCCGGGAUUGCCAGGUGUGCUUGUAGCCGUGGGUGGGACUCGGAGGCAUGGGUCCUCAUCUCCAGCCUCUCCACCAGCAGUCGGUCAGCUGAUGGCCGUUGGCUCCAGUUCAACGCCAACAGGAAUCUCCAAUUUGGGGUGUGAGAUGUCCAUCGUAAUGACUCAGGCGCAUUAUCUGGCCUUUGGCAAAUCUUUAGAAGAUACCAUCAUGGAUCCUCUCGUGACCGAUGGUAGGAGUAUCCUGAGAGGACCAGGGAGCCCCACCUCUGGCAUCAGCAGUCCUGAGGAGACUCUGGGGACAGGCUCCUGCAACCCUCCCCGUGGUCUCAGCCACAUUCUAAGCACUGCUGUCUGUUGUGCACCGCCGUGGGGCCACUUGAACUGCGAUGUUGUGGUGCUGUUGCACGCUAAGCCGGACCCCAUGCAGUGUGGGAUGUGCUGGAUACAGGAUCCAAGCUAUUGGAUACAGGUGCACCGACUGGAACACGGAGAUGGAGGAAUACUGGACCUAGAUGACAUCCUCUGUGAUGUAGCAGAUGACAAAGACAGACUGGUAGCAGUGUUUGAUGAGCAGGAUCCACAUCACGGAGGUGAUGGCACCAGUGCCAGCUCCACAGGCACCCAGAGUCCAGAGAUAUUUGGCAGUGAACUUGGAACCAACAAUGUUUCUGCGUUUCAGCCUUACCAAGCAACAAGUGAAAUUGAGGUCACACCUUCAGUCCUUCGUGCAAAUAUGCCUCUUCAUGUCCGACGGAGCAGUGACCCAGCUUUAAUUGGCCUCUCAACUUCUGUCAGUGAUAGUAAUUUUUCCUCUGAAGAGCCUUCACGAAAAAAUCCCACACGCUGGUCGACAACAGCUGGCUUUCUCAAACAGAACACUGCUGGUAGCCCUAAAACCUGUGACAGGAAGAAAGAUGAAAACUACAGAAGCCUCCCUCGGGAUACCAGUAACUGGUCUAACCAGUUUCAGAGAGACAAUGCUCGCUCGUCUCUGAGUGCCAGUCACCCAAUGGUGGACAAGUGGCUGGAGAAGCAGGAACAGGAUGAGGAUGGGACAGAAGAAGACAACAGUCGUGUAGAACCUGUUGGACAUGCCGACACUGGUUUGGAGAACAUGCCCAACUUCUCUCUGGAUGAUAUGGUAAAGCUCGUACACGUCCCCAACGAUGGAGGGCCUCUGGGAAUCCAUGUAGUGCCUUUCAGUGCUCGAGGCGGCAGAACCCUGGGGUUAUUAGUAAAACGAUUGGAGAAAGGUGGUAAAGCUGAACAAGAAAACCUUUUUCAUGAGAAUGAUUGCAUUGUCAGGAUUAAUGAUGGCGACCUUCGAAACCGAAGAUUUGAACAAGCACAACAUAUGUUUCGCCAAGCCAUGCGUACGCCCAUCAUUUGGUUCCAUGUGGUUCCUGCAGCAAAUAAGGAGCAAUAUGAACAACUCUCCCAAAGUGAGAAGAACAAUUACUAUUCGAGCCGCUUCAGCCCUGACAGUCAGUAUGCUGAUCCCAGGGGUGUGAACAGUGCAGGGCUUCAGGCCCUUCAGAGAAUGCCCAGAGUGGCCCACCCGGCCGAGCAGGUCGACCCUCACCCACGACUACCUCAGAGCACACAGCCCUCCGGAAAACCGCCUUCAGCUCCGGCCCCAGCACCACCCAGUGUAUUUAGUACAAAUGUAAGCGGUGGUUAUAACACCAAAAAAAUAGGCAAGAGACUUAAUAUCCAGCUUAAGAAAGGUACAGAAGGUUUGGGAUUCAGCAUCACUUCCCGAGAUGUAACAAUAGGUGGCUCAGCUCCAAUUUAUGUGAAAAACAUCCUCCCCAGAGGGGCUGCCAUCCAAGAUGGCCGACUUAAGGCAGGAGAUCGACUUAUAGAGGUAAAUGGAGUAGAUUUAGCUGGCAAAUCCCAAGAGGAAGUGGUUUCCCUGUUGAGAAGCACCAAGAUGGAAGGGACUGUGAGCCUUCUGGUCUUUCGCCAAGAAAAUGCCUUCCACCCAAGGGAACUGAAAGCAGAAGAUGAGGACGUGGUUCUCACACCUGAUGGCACCAGAGAAUUCCUGACGUUUGAAGUUCCGCUUAACGAUUCAGGAUCAGCCGGUCUUGGUGUCAGUGUCAAAGGUAACCGGUCAAAAGAGAACCAUGCGGAUCUGGGAAUCUUUGUCAAGUCCAUUAUCAAUGGAGGAGCAGCAUCUAAAGCGAAGUCACCUGGGAGCCCCUCUGGACCUGAGCUGCCCAUUGAAACAGUGUUGGAUGACAGAGAACGAAGAAUUUCCCACUCUCUCUACAGUGGGAUUGAGGGGCUCGAUGAAUCACCCACAAGAAAUGCUGCACUCAGUAGGAUAAUGGGUAAAUACCAGCUGUCCCCCACAGUGAACAUGCCCCAAGAUGACACUGUCAUUAUUGAAGAUGACAGGUUACCAGUGCUUCCACCGCAUCUCUCUGACCAAUCAUCUUCCAGCUCGCAUGAUGAUGUGGGAUUCGUGAUGACGGACGCUGGUCCCUGGGCUAAGGCCGCAGUCAGCGAUUCGGCAGAUUGCUCUUUGAGUCCUGAUGUUGAUCCAGCUCUUGCUUUUCAACGAGAAGGAUUUGGACGCCAGAGUAUGUCAGAAAAACGCACAAAGCAAUUUUCAGAUGCCAGUCAAUUGGAUUUCGUUAAAACACGAAAAUCAAAAAGCAUGGAUUUAGGUAUAGCUGACGAGACUAAACUCAGUACAGUGGAUGACCAGAAUGCAGGCUCCCCCAGCAGAGAUGUGGGACCUUCCCUGGGUCUGAAGAAGUCAAGUUCAUUAGAGAGCCUGCAGACAGCAGUCGCUGAGGUGACUUUGAAUGGGGACAUCCCUUUCCAUCGCCCACGGCCACGGAUAAUCAGAGGAAGAGGAUGCAAUGAGAGCUUCAGAGCUGCCAUUGACAAGUCUUAUGAUAAACCCACGGUAGAUGAUGAUGAUGAAGGCAUGGAAACAUCUGCACUGUCCACAGUUAAGCUCAUCCAGAAGGAUAAAACUGGAAAAGAUAAGAAAAAAGAUAGAGAUAAGGAAAAGGAUAAAAUGAAAGCCAAGAAGGGAAUGUUGAAGGGCCUGGGAGACAUGUUCAGGUUUGGCAAACAUCGAAAAGAUGACAAGAUUGAGAAAACGGGUAAAAUAAAAAUACAGGACUCCCUUACAUCAGAAGAGGAGAGAAUACGAAUGAAGCAGGAGCAGGAGAGGAUUCAAGCCAAAACUCGAGAAUUCAGAGAGCGACAAGCUCGAGAACGUGACUAUGCUGAAAUCCAAGACUUUCAUCGGACGCUUGGCUGUGAUGAUGAGUUGAUGUACGGGGGAAUUUCUUCCUAUGAGGGUUCCAUGGCUCUCAACGCCAGACCCCAGAGCCCAAGAGAAGGACAUAUGAUGGAUGCUUUGUAUGCCCAAGUAAAGAAGCCGCGGAAUUCCAAAUCUUCACCUGUAGACAGCAACAGAUCAACUCCUAGCAACCAUGAUCGGAUACAGCGUCUACGGCAAGAAUUCCAGCAAGCAAAGCAGGACGAAGAUGUAGAAGACAGGAGACGUACCUAUAGCUUUGAACAACCCUGGCCCAACUCCCGACCGUCGGCGCAGAGUGGCAGGCACUCGGUGUCUGUGGAGGUGCAGAUGCAGCGGCAGCGGCAGGAGGAACGUGAGAGCUUCCAGCAGGCCCAGCGCCAGUACAGCUCUCUGCCCCGGCAAAGUAGGAAAAACGCCAGCUCUGUGUCCCAGGAUUCUUGGGAGCAGAACUACUCCCCUGGGGAAGGCUUCCAGAGUGCCAAGGAGAACCCCAGGUACUCCAGCUACCAAGGCUCGAGGAACGGCUACCUGGGUGGGCAUGGCUUUAAUGCCAGGGUGAUGCUCGAGACCCAGGAGCUCCUCCGCCAGGAACAGAGGCGGAAAGAGCAACAGAUGAAGAAGCAGCUCCCUCCCCCCGAGGGGCUCAGCAACUAUGACUCAUAUAAGAAAGUCCAGGACCCCAGUUACACGCCUCCCAAGGGGCCCUUCCGACAGGACGUGCCCCCUUCCCCUUCUCAGGUUGCUAGGCUGAACAGACUCCAGACCCCUGAGAAAGGGAGGCCCUUCUACUCCUGAGCAAGAGAAGAGCGAAUGCUUCGUGUCAUGCAAUAAAGGACAUUUUCCUAUGAAGACUUGUAUUUUGGGAGUUUUUUGAAAAACCUCAAGGGUACCAUGGAAAAUUUCUGUUGUUGGUAUCAGUGCCUUUAAGCGGUAUGGGCAAAGAAAUGGAAGGCCUUAAUGUCUUUGCCAAUAUAUGUCUCAAGUAUUUCAUGGAAGGAUUUCACACCAUCUGACAAUCACCUGCUCGAAGCAUUCAUAGGCUUGGCAUCUUUCUGGAGGACCAGGAAUUCUUGGCCCAACUCAGGAGAUGUUCAUGGCUUUGUGUUACAGCCCCAUACAACCAGAGGUGACAGGUUACCUUGAAGCUAAGAUCCUGUUGAUUCCUCUUUUUUUCCCUUUAAGUUUUAUGAGAAGAUGUGAGGCGACAUCUCAGUCUCUGGUGGAUGAAAGGGGGUGACAUACACCAGAAGCUGGGGCUUUCUGGUACUUCACAGCCCAGUCAUUUAUGGUUCCUUUAUAAUCGGUAUGGUUUUCCCUUUUCUUUCUCAGCUCCUUGUAACAGGAAAUUUCCUUCAUGCUAUUAAGAAGCUAAGCCAUAUUCCAACGCUGUCUGGUUGUCAUGGGGGUCCUUUUGUAACUGCCUUAUAACUCAACAUUACCAAUAAAGUGAUCAUUCUAAUCUGAGUUUAUGAAUAUACUUGUUCAGUCAUGCUCCUAACAUGUGUGGAGUCACCACAGCUCUGCGUAGGGAACGUGGGAGACGGGAGGCACCCCUGGUGGGGAAGGACUGGGCCUGCCCAUCAGCCGUGUGUAUAUCAUGAUGUGGGAGGUGGUUCUAAGAAAAGAAGUCUCCCAGGAUAAGCUUCUGGCUCAGUACAUCCCCAUAAUUAUUUUAAUUAGUUUUUGAUUGACAGUUUGGCAGGAAGGGCAUAGAGUGGGACAAAGAUAAGUCAGACAGUCGUUCAGGGAUUCUAAAAACUCAUCUGCUUUUUACCGUUUUGAAAAUCGGUUGGGAUUGACGUGUAUCUAGUGCAUCUACGUGCUGUAUCUCUGCCUGGCGAUACCAUCCAUGCUACUAAAUAAUUCUACCAUGAAACAGAAGAGACAAAUAAGGGGAAAACCGUUACACAUCACAAAGAGAAUAUUGUGGUGUCCCCAAACAGUGGUAACAUGUCACUAUUUUCAUGUGCAUGUGGGUCACGGGGACCUCAAUUGCUCCCAUGUUUUCAUCUGUUGGUCUCAAUAUCAUGUGCUGUAAACCAUGGCUGGGUUGCUAAAGUGCCUGCAAAUCCCUGUGUGAAAAAAGCUUGAGACGAAAGCUCAGCAUACCAUGUAUUAACAAAAACAGAAAAGAAAAAAAAAGACAUGUACUGAUAUGCCUAUUUUUUUUUACUGGCACAUUGUAUUUUUGUGUCCACUUGUUUUUAGAAAUAUGUGAAGUGUCCAUACACGUACCUAUGUCCCUUUUGCAUUUCUGUGUAAUGGUUCUAUUUGUUUAUAACGUGCGGCGAUAUUUCAAUGGCAUUACCAAUGUAAGCGUGGUGACCUUGAAUGACAGUGGCUCUUUCUCACAGCCUUCCCUGAGCUGUGAGAAACAGCUUUUUCUGUACAUAUGAGACUUCUAAUAAAAGGCAUAUUUCUUCC
This is a messenger RNA of Hipposideros armiger (great roundleaf bat), 5841 nucleotides long. It is a transcript of the gene PARD3, whose product is annotated as par-3 family cell polarity regulator. The transcript is spliced from 26 exons. Gene Ontology annotation, cellular component: apical junction complex; apical plasma membrane; adherens junction. Gene Ontology annotation, biological process: cell adhesion; establishment of centrosome localization; establishment or maintenance of epithelial cell apical/basal polarity. Lineage: Eukaryota; Metazoa; Chordata; Mammalia; Chiroptera; Hipposideridae. The record is from RefSeq and is a predicted model, not a curated record. Gene Ontology annotation, molecular function: phosphatidylinositol binding; protein binding. Bases 1 to 4212 code for a protein of 1403 amino acids.